AUGCAGCGGAGGUCAAGAGGGGUCAACGCGGGGCUCCUGAUGCGCCUUUCUCAAGUGUUCCAUGUUGGAAUCAACAAUAUUCCACCCGUUACCCUGGCAACCUUGGCUGUCAACGUCUGGUUCUCCCUGAAUCCUUUGAAGUCCCUGUACCAUUCCUGCCUCAGUGUGGAAAAGUGUUACCACCAAAAAGACUGGCAACGUUUAUUGCUCUCGCCCCUGCACCGCGCAGAUGACUGGCAUUUGUAUUUCAACAUGGUGUCCGUGCUCUGGAAAGGAAUAAAGCUGGAGGGAAGACUGGGAAGUAGAUGGUUUGCCUACGUCAUCUCUACACUCUCCCUGCUCACCCGGGUGGUGUAUUUACUCCUCCAGUUCGCCGUUGCUGAAUUCACGAAUCAGCCUGGCCUCAGAAGGAACUGUGCUGUCUGUUUCUCAGGAGUUUUGUUUGCCUUGAAAGUUCUUAACAACCAUUACUGCCCCGGAGCCUUUGUCAACAUUUUGGGCUUUCCUGUUCCCAAACAGUUUGCUUGUUGGGCAGAGCUGAUGGCCAUUCACUUCUGCACUCCAGGAACUUCCUUUGCUGGGCGUCUGGCCGGCAUUCUCGUUGGACUGAUGUACACACGGGGGCCUCUGAAGAAAAUCAUGGAAGCAUGUGCAGGCAUUUUUUUCUCCAGUGUUGUGUAUCCAAGACAGCAGUGCCACUUUAACGGCGCAGGCCCCUCUGGAUAUCAGAAUCACUCCCGAGAUGGCAGAGCAGGGGCCUGUGGAGAAACUCAUAGGAGCUGUGAUGUGUACACAGCAGGGCUAAGCAAGGAGGAGCAGCUGGAAAGAGCAUUGAGAGACAGCCUUAUGGACCAAAAGAAUGCCAGACAUGGUCCAGCACCGUAUGGGUUCCGUCUCACGCCAGAAGAAGAAAUGAGGAGACAGAGUCUUCCUAGAUCUGAUGGCCAGCGAUGUGGCGCCAUGCCCGGGAAGCCACGGUCCAGCUGUGUGAUCAUAGCCCAUUCAGUUUACUCCCCAAGCCCCUGA
Meriones unguiculatus (Mongolian gerbil) is the source of this 1026-nucleotide messenger RNA. RefSeq names its product rhomboid-related protein 4-like. Gene Ontology annotation, cellular component: membrane. Gene Ontology annotation, molecular function: serine-type endopeptidase activity. NCBI's taxonomy places the organism in Eukaryota, Metazoa, Chordata, Mammalia, Rodentia, Muridae. The record is from RefSeq and is a predicted model, not a curated record.